Podarcis lilfordi (Lilford's wall lizard) is the source of this 312-nucleotide messenger RNA. NCBI's taxonomy places the organism in Eukaryota, Metazoa, Chordata, Lepidosauria, Squamata, Lacertidae. The record is from the annotation of a GenBank genome assembly.
AUGGUUCGCCACUUUGGUCCAGAUUCAGAGGGAGAAUGCAGUAAGGCAAAGCACACAGCUUGGGAGAAACCAAGGUGCCAUGCGAGUUGUAGGAAGACACUCUUUCUUGGCCAUAUCAAGAGAAGGCUGGGAAUAAACAGCUUCACCACCAAUACCAUACAAGGGUUACCGGGAUUCACUUUGGAUGUAUGUCAUUGUGUAAUGGGCAAGAAAUACUUCAAUAUCUCCCCUCCUAAGUCAAUACACAUUAGGAUUCUAUUAUUGGAUGACAACGAAGCAGGGACCAUGCCCCAAGAUGUGGAGAAACCCUAA